Podarcis raffonei (Aeolian wall lizard) is the source of this 5723-nucleotide messenger RNA. RefSeq names its product PHD finger protein 24 (gene PHF24). The coding region runs from base 797 to 1984 and encodes 395 amino acids. The transcript is spliced from 8 exons. Lineage: Eukaryota; Metazoa; Chordata; Lepidosauria; Squamata; Lacertidae. The record is from RefSeq and is a predicted model, not a curated record.
CAACACGCGGGUGGGAGUUGGGAUGUAGCUCCAUCCCCUCCCCGCCCCAGCCCCCUCCAGACUGGGGCAACAGCCUAGACAGAUCUGGGGCUGGAGGAGGAGGAGGGGGCGUGGGGCGUGGUGGGGCGGAGUGGGGCGGGGGAGUGUUUGUCCUGCGGGAAGCGGAGCCCGCCCGAAGCUGCCUUUCCCUCUCCGGCGGCGGGCAGGGAACUGGCGCAGAAUCCUCAGUUCUCAGCGAAUGAGGGAGCUCAGGGAGGGGCUGGGUUGAGACUGGGAGGGGGGCGGGUGUCAUUAGUGCUUCCCAGCAAAAGCAGCUUCCUUUCCAGGCGGGGAGGAGAGAGAGGCAGGCUGGGGACUGACUGGUGCAGGGAGCCCGGAGCAGGCGGAGUUGGUGGUCUGGCUCCCUUCCCUUCCUUGCGCAUCCCUCUCGCCCGCCCGCCCGCCGCUGCAUCCCUCCUGCAUCCCUGGAGAGAGAGCGGUCCUUGGGUACCAGCGUCCUCGGAGCCUGCCCGCCGCGGCUCCUUUCCUGGGCUGUCCUCUCCUGCUGCUGUUCCCAUCCUCGGAGAGCGCUCCGGGCUCUUCCUCCGGGGUACCGCCCUGCCCUCUCUCUCUCCGCCCUGCAUCUCCUGGAGAGAGCGCGCAGCAUCCCUCCUCCUGGGUACCAGCCUCGGCAUCCCAUCCCGCAUCUCCGAGGAGUGCAGCGGCGGCGCCUCUCUCGAUGCAAGGGUGACCACGGUGAUGGGCUUGCAGUGGGCAGCUUGUUAGGUGUGGAACCGAGGCAGACCACCUCAGAGCCAUGGGGGUGCUGAUGUCCAGGCGGCAGACCGUGGAGCAGGUCCAGAAGGUCAGCCUGGCUGUGUCGGCCUUCAAGGACGGGCUGCGAGAACGCAAGUCGGAGGGCAGCACCAGCCGGAGGGGCACCAUCGAGGACACGGUGCAGGAACUCAGAGAAGAGGAGGCGUCGGAAGCAGGGUCUUCGGCGGGGCUCCAGCAGAAAGAGGAGACCCGCUUCCGCAGGGCGGCCUGGGAGAGGCUGCGGGACGGGCGAGGGGUGGAGCCCGAAGAGUUUGACCGCACCACCUUCUUCACGCCGCCAGCCUUUGCCCGGCCCACUCGGAGGGAGCAGGAUGACGAGCCCAUUGAGAUCAGCCUGGAGCAGAGGGAGCAGGUGACCAACGACGAGACGUGCGAGGUGUGCGAAGUGUGGACAGCGGACAGCCUCCUGCCCUGCCGCGUCUGCACGAGGGUCUACCACGACGGCUGCCUCCGCCGGAUGGGCUUCCUGCCCCAGGACAACACCAGCGAGGUCAUUGAGGCGGCCCAUUCGGAGACCGGCUGGAGCUGCUACUCUUGCGACAAUCUCAACUUGCUCCUCACUGAGGAGGAGAUGAGCAGCCUCUUCCAGGCCUUCCAGCAAGGCAAGGUCGCCCCAGACAGUGCGCUGACCUUGAAUGUCUUCUUGGGCUACAAGCGGCUGUCGAACCAGCAGCCCAGCAGCGAGGAGCAGGAAGACCAGGACGCCCUGCAGUUUUCAGCGCUGGAUCCAGAGAAGAAAGGCCGUGUUGAAUGGGUGGAUUUCCUCUCCCACGAGUCCGUCCUGCAGCUGCAGAGAUCACGGACACAGAACGCCCUGCUGCGCCUGCUGACGGGCAAGGAGAGAGAGCGGGCACGAUCCACUUUCUUGUCGCUGGACCAGCACGGGGACGGGCUCAUCAGCGAGGCAGAGAGUCGGCGCAGCCAACACACGUGGUUCCGUAAGCGGCACAAGGAGGUGCCCUCUUGCAACGUCAGCAUCAGCCACGUGGGCCCCAUCUCAGAGAGCAGCCCAGCCAGCAACACAAGCCAGGACCAGGUGCUGUUGAAUCCAGAGCCAGAGGAACCAAGCCGGACCAUCAACUGGCCUACUUUCCUGCGAGAGAGCACCAUCUACAUCCUUGCCGCCCGGCCCAACAGCCCUGCCAUCCACCUGAAGCCGUUGGCAUAGGGGCACGCUUGGCAAGGGGGGGGCGGUCAGAGACAAACAGAUUUGCCUCGCUGGGAAGAGCAGGAAAGUCUCCACACUCCUGCCAAGCCAUCUGGAUUGACACGGGCAAAACUUCUUGAUUGCUGGAGCAGCCAAACGACACAAGCCAGAAAACAGCCAGGAGAUUGGUGAUGAUGGAGGGCAAAGCAUUUGGCCCUUAUGCCCAUCACUUCCCCCCCCUCACCCCCUUCUCUGAAUCUCUCCCCACACACCCACAGAGACCUAUAGGCAGGACCCUGGCUACAUCAUUGGGCAGGGACACCCCCUUUUUUAUCAAUCGGUUUAAAACGUAGACAUUUCACUUCCAGGUUGGCCAGUUCAUAAAACAGUUCAGAUCCUCCAGCUGCACCUCACAGCUCCUGCUUAGAGCCAAAAGAAAACUCAAGCGUUCCUCAGCCUUCUCAUUAUCCAGCAGGCAGGGCCAAAGAGCUUGUGCAUCGCAGCCAAGUUCCAGGGUUCCUGGGCAUCUGCUCAUCUCAGCACCUUCCUGAAUGGCCACCGACAAAAUCAAAGCCUCAGCAUUGGGCUCCUGGUCAAGAAAUCACAGAAUCAUAGAAUUGUAGGCUUGGUACCCCAAGGGUCAUCCAAACCAACCCCCCACAAAGUCCCUGUUGCAUUCUAGUUUGUUAUUAGCUAUUGCAAGGGGAGGGGAGGAAUCAGCUACAGGCAGAGGACACACUCGUUUUUCAAUAGGGAGGGAGGAAAUCUGUUCAGUUCCCGUUUAAAGUUGAGCUUGCCUGGCUUUCCUAGACAAUAUGAGGAAUCAAAAGACAGCUGUUCCUCCAAAUUCACACUUCUCUGAAUUUUUGCCAUGCAGUUCCCCAGCCAUGUAAUAUGCGCAGGCAGGCUGAUGCUGAUGAAAUUUCAUGAGGACGCCUGAAAGUCAACAAUUCUCAAACUGCUCUUGAAAUGUGUCGAACCGAACAGAAGAUUGGAAAAACAAGAAAGUGAGAGAAACUGGAACUGACAACUUGGCCCUUGAGUAGCUGAGAGAGUGCCGAGCUCAUGGGCUGCCUGCAGGAUCUUGCAGUUUCACCUCUCAGUAGUGGCCUUUGCAAACUGCAAAUGGAAGUGCUAGCUAGACAGAGCACAGGCUCAUUGCCACAAAAUAGAGUCAUUUGCCAAACCCAAAUCUCCACUCUUUGUCCACCACCCUCCUUCCAAUUUAUCAUAUUUACAGCCACUGUGGUGGAUCCUGGCCCCUAAGGACCUGGAACCCUGCAAGGGGAAUUCCAGAGAAACCUAUUUCUGCAUCUCUAGGAGAUGACCCCAGGAAGAGGAUGCGCACUUCAGCAGAACAGGGAGAAGCUACCUUCUGGCCAAGGCUGAACAUGCUUCCCCUGUCCCUUUUUGAGUGAUUUCUACUCCCAGGAAGGCUCCUGAUAGCUCAGCCUGGAGAACAGAGUGAAGAUUACAUGAACCACCUGGGACAUGGGUCCAUCAGGCUGAGGGUCCAUCUAGCGGCGAUGCCCAUUGGUGCCCAUUGGGACUGGUAGGGCAGGACGCAGGAGGACCAACAGCAGGUGACACCAGAGGUAGCUGAUUCUAGUUCUAACAGGGGCAACUCUGAGAUGAAGAGGGAGGAAGCUGGCAGGUUGUGCCUGCUCCCCAGAGGGAUAGUAAGUAAGAACAGAAGGCAGGUGGAGCCUCCAUGUAUUUUCCGCUCUUGUACUCCGUUAACUUAGAGCAGCUAGUGGCCUCUGGGGAAACCUUACAAGAGACCAUCCUGCCCUGUCCUCUGCUUUUACCUCCAAUGAAGGAGCUUCCAUCACCUCCUGAGGAAGCCCACUCCACUGUCAAGGAGUUCUUCCUGAUGUUUAGUCGGAAUCUCCUUUCCUGUCUCUUGAUUCCAUCCUUUCUGGUCCUCCCCUCCAGACCAGGAGAAAACAAGCUUGCUCCAUGUGACAGCCCUUGAGAUAUUUGAAGAUGACUAUCCUGUUUCCUCUCAGUCUCCUCUUUUCCAGGCUAAACAUACCCAGCUCUUUCAACCGUUCCUCAUCAGGCUUGGUUUCCAGCCCCUUAAUCACCCUGGUUGCCCUGCUCUUCACACCUUCCAGCUUGUCAACAUCCUUCUUAAAUUGUGGUGCCCAGAGUUGGACACAGGACUCCAGGGGUGGCCUGAUCUGACUGAGGCAGAAUAGAACAGGACGGUGACUUCCCUUGACCUGGACACUGGACUUCUGUAGAUGCAGCCUAGAACAGCAUUCGCUUUUUCUGCUGCUGCAUCACGUUGUUGACUCGCUGUUGGCUGUUCCUAUUUAACUCAGCCUCAAUCCUUGGCCGUGCAAGACCGGAAGAAGGGUCCUGCUGGAUCCCUGCCAAGUGAGAGCCAGUGUGCAUUGCACUUCAGUGGCUGGUCAGGUGACCUGGCCCUUCCCCACCCCUUCACACAGCAGCCAAGUCAGGCUUACUAGCAUGGGCAGAGACUUGCAGCAAGAACACAACAUGACUUGUAGAUUACAGUGGAAGAGCGAUGGCUGAAUAGCGCCAGGAAGGAGCCUGGGGGAGACCUCCCCCCUCUAGGGAGCGGUCUCGCAAGGGCUUUAAACCAACCCAGUCUCCCCACCCACUUGGAGAAAUGUGCUGUACCUUGGGGAAAGCAAGACAGGUGGUCAGCCUUGGCCCCCAUCCCACCCUCUUUCACCCUCUGCCAAAGCAACUGCACCCACUGAGAGAGAACCCUCCUUAUCCAACACGCACAGUGACCAGGAUUUCCCAUCCUUUUGUGACGAGGAUCUGCCCUGUAUUUUGGGGAUGCCCCUCUCUCGUUCCUGCUGUUCCAGGCCAACUCACCUGAAUCCCCCCCCCAGCACCCAGAUAUGGCCUGGGGCAUGAAACCCCUCAAGGUGUCUGCCUCUCUCCCUUCCAUCUUCAGAAGAGCAGCUGGAUCAAGCCAAAGGGGGCCCCAUCUAGUCCCCAUCGUCCUCCCAUAGCGACCAACCAGAUGCCCAUUACAGGAAGCCCAGCGGAAGGGACAGAGGCUGAUGACUUCUAAUCCUGGAGGUGAUCUAUAUACAGGAUCGGGAACUAUCAGAACUGGUGGCCAUCAAUUGCCUUAUCCUCCAUUCAUUUGCUCAACCUGCUUUCAAGGCCACCCAAGUGGGUGGCCAUUGCUGCAUCUUGUGGUAGCCAAAUCCAUGGUUUAACUUUUGUGUUGUGUGAAGAAGUCUUUCUUGUCUGUUCUGAACCCAACGCCCUCCAGUUUUGUUGAAUGGAGAGCCCCCGUUGGGUUCCAAUAUUGGGAGAGAGGGUCUCCCACAGAGAGUGGCUGCAGAGGAGGCCCCUCUGCACUUGACAGAAGGUGGCAACUCGGACUUUGCCACGGUUGCCCAGCAGAGCCUCCCCAAGCCAAAGCAGGCCAGGCCAACUGGAGGGGAUGGCCUCACCUUAGGAUAGGAAUCUGCCAUGUUGCACAUAAUGCAUCCCAGAGAGGUAGCCAUAUUGGUCAAAGCCAAAGGACCAGCCAAACAUGUGCAGUGCAGACGUACAGCUCUCAAGUUGCACAGAACCUGUUUCUUAAACUUGUUCCAUAAUCUUUAGGGGGCCUUUUUCAGAGGACUCUGCAAAGAUGAGAAAACCCAUGAGCAGGACUGCAGGAAGUCUAGACUCCUCUCUCUUCCUUUGCCCUCCCACUGCUCCUGCUCAGUUCUGUACCAAGGAAACCCAAAUUCUGUGAUCUGAAUAAAUGAUGUACAUUGAG